Molecule: messenger RNA, 1095 nt
Organism: Candida albicans SC5314
Lineage: Eukaryota; Fungi; Ascomycota; Pichiomycetes; Serinales; Debaryomycetaceae
Exons: 1
Coding region: 1-1095 (364 amino acids)
Cellular component (GO): cytosol
Molecular function (GO): NAD binding; hydroxypyruvate reductase [NAD(P)H] activity; glyoxylate reductase (NADPH) activity
Source: RefSeq, a predicted model, not a curated record
AUGACUAUCAAACAAAAGGUAUUAUUUUUAGAAAAACCAAACGUCGAUGAUCUCAAACAAUUUGAAGUUAAAUUCGAUUGUAUAUAUUAUACUUUGUCAACUUUAGAGCAACUUCUCAUUGAUUUCCGAACUAGUCUUAAAGAUAUUGAAGGAAUAUAUUGUGGUUGGAAUGGGUUUGGUGUGUUUGGAGGGUUUAGAGGUAAAUUACUUGUUCACGCUCCCCGACACUUGAAAAUAGUUGCAACAUGUUCCGUUGGUUACGAUGCUUUUGACAUUGAAGGAUUAUCAGAAAGGAACAUUAUUCUUACAAAUGUUCCUUCACCAUUUGCUUUUGAAGCUGUUGCAGACUUGGCAUUGUAUAAUGCCAUUACUAGUUUUAGAAAUUUCAAGUUAUAUGCCGAGAAUCUUAAUAAUAAUCAAUAUGCUCACUCAGGAAUUUCAAGAACAUCUAUGCUUCAUGGUGAAUUUGAUCAAAGUUCUGGAAAGGCAAUUGUUGAACCAGUGGUUGGACAUACUUAUGGGUAUGCCUGUUGCAAAAGAGAUAAUUUAUCACCUAGAGGACACAAUGCUGUAAUAGUCGGUUUUGGACACAUUGGUGAACUCAUUGGAAGAAGAUUAGCAUGCAUCGGCAUGAACAUUCAUUACGUUAAACGAACCAGACUUUCGGAAUCUCAAGAAAAAUCAUUGGGGUAUGAAGUGACUUAUCAUGAAAGUUUAGAAGAAACAAAAGAUAUUGCUGACUUGAUAAUUAUUGCUUGUCCAGGAACUCCUUCAACCAGACACAUGAUAAAUAAACAGUUAAUAAGUAGUAUGGAAAAACCUUUUAGAAUCAUCAAUAUUGGAAGAGGGUUUGUAAUUGACGAAGAUGCUCUAGUGGGAGGGUUAAAAAGUGGUAAAAUAUUGUUUGCUGGUUUAGAUGUAUUUGAAAAUGAGCCAACCAUACAUCCAGACUUACUCGGUAGAGAUGAUGUUGUGUUAACACCACAUAUUGGUUCCGGUAUUGCCGAAAAUUAUAGGUUCACAGCACAUGAAAGUAUGAAAAACAUUGAAAUCACACUUCGAGGAUACGACGAAAAAAUAAGUAGAGUAAAUUAG